AACAUGGCGGCAGAAUAUCAAGACUGUGAUGUGGCAAUGAUGGCCUGUUAAUUAUGAUACCUAUCAGCAACUUGAUUGAUACUUACCUUACCGAUCGCGUUAACUUUCGUUUGAAGAAGAAAUUGACCUUACGGCGGCCUUGCGACAAUGGCAUACCAUCCAAAUGUUACAUCUUAAUCAACCUUCUAGUUCCCUGAUUUUGAGUGUAUAUCAAGUGGUAAGCGUGAACGGACGACAGAGUCCAGCUGAAUCAUCCCACAAAAAAGUGUUAAAAUUGAGAGAAGAUAAGACAGAAUGGAAGACGUUAAAUUUGGAAACCAAAAGGAACAAAAAACAACAAAUCCUGUCAGAGAUGGAAAGUACUUUUCAAGGGAUGCAGAUGCCAGAAGGAGGCGUACAGACGAAGAUUUUAUUGGAAAGCCUGAAGUUGAAGCAAAGCGUCCGUUCGACAAUGAUGGUGUCUAUGAGUGUGAGGGAGCCAUGGAAUUUUCAACCCAAAAGGAUCGCAUGACAACAAGCAUGGUAUUGAUUGUAAUACUGCUCCUUGUAGUUACGGUCUUUGGAGCUGGGAUUUUAUUCUAUGGUCAGCUAGAAAGCACUGCUAAUAUUAGCCAUGAAGAGUCGGCUCGCACAAGGACUCUAACAGAUAAACUUCAUGAGCGAGGUCAAAGAGCCCGCGGAAAGCCCAACCACAAGCCACGAGAGUCGGGUACGUCAGUUCCUGUGGAGGAAUUCGAAGAACAUAUACGGCGUCUACACGCCAACGACGGUUUGUUAUUCUCUCACGAGUACAAUGCUCUCAGUCCGCAGGCUGAUUUCACAUGGAAAGCUAGUUUGGCGCGGGAGAACAUGCGCAAAAACCGUUACAUCAGCAUUGUUGCGUACGACCACAGCCGAGUAAAACUGUCACCGAUCCAAGGUGUUCCCGGGUCUGAUUACAUUAACGCCAACUUCCUUGACGGUUAUCAGAAAAAGAAGGCGUACAUCGCCACCCAGGGACCCUUACCAGAGACCGAAAGCGACUUUUGGAGAAUGAUCUGGGAACAAGACUCGAGGACUAUUGUCAUGGUAACAAACUUGGAAGAGCGUGGUCGUAUUAAGUGUCACCAGUACUGGCCGCCAGAGGGUGCGAGGGUAUAUGGCGACAUCCAAGUAACACUGAAGCAAGCUGUGAAGCUCAGUGAUUUUACCAUCCGUACAUUGAAUCUCAAGAAGGCUCAUGGUACAGAUGAAAGAACAGUGAAUCAGUAUCAUUACACAAUAUGGCCAGAUCAUGGUGUUCCCACUAGUCGUUCUUCACUCCUCAAGUUUGUGAGAAAGGCUUCUGAAGCAAAUCCACCUGAUGCGGGUCCCAUGGUUGUUCACUGCAGUGCUGGGGUGGGCAGGACUGGUACUUUUAUAGCAAUACAUGCCAUGUUACAGCGUCUUGCUGCCGAGAAAUCAGUCGAUGUAUUUGGAUACGUUAUGUCACUGCGACGUGAUAGAAAUGCCAUGGUAUACGUACAGGAACAAUAUGCUUUUAUUCACUAUGUUCUGUUGGAGGCCAUCAAGUCUGGAAACGCUUGAUACGUGCAAAUAUCUUAGAUCACAUAUUGAUAAUAAUAAUAAUAAUAAUAAUAAUAAUAGUGAUAUUAAUAAAAAUAGUAAUAGCAAGGCAGAAGACAACCCCAGUGAAGUGUUUCAAAUACUGGUAUCUUAGAGAGUUUAGCUUACUUAAAUAAAUAAAUUCAAUAAAUAAAUUAUUAUUCAAUAAAUUGAAUAAACAUUUCCAUCCAACUUUUUACACAGCUUUUACCGUUUAUUUCUUUUCUCACUCCUUUUUACAUUUGUACAAGUUUAACGUUAUACUUACUAGUGCUGCAGUCAGUUGUCCUGUUUGAAAAGGAAAUCUUCGCUCUGAACUAAAAGCCUACAUAAUCCUUCCAACUUUAAAAAAAAUGUACAUAAGAGAGCGUAAAACACCCCUCCCUCGAAACCAACUCAGAUUUUAUCCAAAAGAAGGUGAUCUACGUGUGUCAAAUAAUCUCCAAAUAAGGAAU
Pocillopora verrucosa is the source of this 2039-nucleotide messenger RNA. Its product is annotated as receptor-type tyrosine-protein phosphatase S-like. Gene Ontology annotation, molecular function: protein tyrosine phosphatase activity. Lineage: Eukaryota; Metazoa; Cnidaria; Anthozoa; Scleractinia; Pocilloporidae. Gene Ontology annotation, biological process: protein dephosphorylation. The record is from RefSeq and is a predicted model, not a curated record.